Cyclocybe aegerita is the source of this 495-nucleotide messenger RNA. Lineage: Eukaryota; Fungi; Basidiomycota; Agaricomycetes; Agaricales; Hemipholiotaceae. The record is from the annotation of a GenBank genome assembly.
AUGAAGAUGGUUCAGUCAGAACCAGUCGCAACGGCGUCGACAGCAACGAAGAACCCAUCGUACCGCAAGCUCUGCUCAUACGUGAAGUAUUUGCACCGGAGCCUCCGCCUACACUCGUCAAAUCUCCGCCCUAACGACCCUGCCACAUCGCUCAACGCCAACGAAACUCUGGAACAACCACGCCCAUUUCUACACCAUCCAGCAGCUCCUGCGCUGCGCCGAGCUCGACUGUUGACGCAGAAAUCCCCCAACGUCGACGAGCACCGUCGACCUCCACACCAAGCUCUCACGACCCUCAACAUCGUCCAACACCACCUCCGGCCCAGCACCCCGCGCCAUCUACACAGACAUGCACUUCCAGCACCUCAAUUUGGGCUUGUGCAUGACCAUCCUCAAUCGACUACCGGCAACAUGCAGGCCCGCAAGGCUCGUGCCGACUCUCCAGCUCUCGCCAGGCCUGCCAACGCCCGUUUUUUCAAGUUAGAUGAACAGUAG